Messenger RNA from Drosophila subobscura, 3857 nucleotides. Its product is annotated as basic proline-rich protein. The coding region runs from base 151 to 3825 and encodes 1224 amino acids. The transcript has 12 exons. The record is from RefSeq and is a predicted model, not a curated record. NCBI's taxonomy places the organism in Eukaryota, Metazoa, Arthropoda, Insecta, Diptera, Drosophilidae.
CACGGUAUGAGCUCUAGUUUAGGCUCCCCAAAAUUGGAAAUUGGAUAACUCAAGUUUAUUCCAUUUAUAAAUUUUUUAAUAUACCUAAAUAAAGAAUUACUGGAGCGUUGCGUUGUGUCAAAAAUAAAACCUUAAACAAUUCGUUGCAAAAUGACGCGUGCAGUUUGUUGCAUGGUCGUCGCUUGCAUCUUCUUGGUGCAAUGCGUUUACUCUGCCAAAUUCGAUGCAGAGAAUCGUCGUCUCAUACUCGAUAUAAACGAUCAAAAGACAACGAAUCAACAAUAUUAUUCCUCUAACUUUGACACAAAUGCCUAUCGUUAUGGCUAUGAUGUGGGAAAGACAGGGAACUUCCAUCACGAGACUCGUGGACCCGAUGGCGUCACUUAUGGCUGCUACGGUCUGAUCGAUCCCUACCAUCUGCUCCGAGCAACACACUAUGUGGCCGAUGCCCAUGGCUAUAGGACAGUGGAGCCAGAGAAGCCCGUGGAGACUUUCCCGCCGCAUUUGUACAAUGAGACGGAUGGUGGUCCCUCGGCGCCUGGCAUUCUGCUGCAGUGGCACGAACUCUAUUUCCCCAUUGGAUGUGGCAAGUUUGCCAACGGCGCGCUGUCGGGUGUGCCAUACUUUGUGGAGAAUGACUAUAAGAAAAAGGAGGAUAGCAAGGAUGCCAUUCCCUCGUUCUCCGUGAACAUUCCCGUACUGAAGGGUUCCGACCAGAAGAGUCUGCCCAUCCACAAGCCAACGGGUCCGCUGGUGCCCCAAGGCACAGGACUCUUUGGCACCGACAAGGGACACACGCAUCGCGACUAUCCUGGGGAUCAGGCGCCGUCCUUCCACUCUGUGAACACCCUGCUUCCGGGCAGCAACAAUGAUGGCCAAUACAAGCCGGAUAGCAAUCCCUACAACCAUGUGGUUGGCCCCAACGGAGGCAGCGGCGGCAAUGGCGGCAGCGGCUCAGGCGGCGGCAAUGGAGGAUUCGGUGGCUUUGGACCCAACGGUCCUGGUGGUCCAAAGGGACCGAAUGGCCCCAAAGGACCCAAUGGUCCCCCUGGACCUCCAGGACCCUUGGGCCCGGUCGGCGCGGGAGGCGGAGCCUCAGGAAAACCGGUAUACAGGGAUGGAGAUCGCACUGGACUAGGAGCGGGUCAAUAUAAUGCCAAUGGCGAUGCUACCGGUCCCGGCAGCGGCUCCGGUUUCGGCGCUGGCGAUCGCUAUAGCACUGGCAAUGGCAACGGCGUCGGUGCUGGCGAUCGCUACAGCACGGGCAGUGGUGCUGGAGUCGGUGCUGGCGGUAGUUAUCGCCCUGGCAGUGAGGGUACCUACACGAGCACCUACACGCACACCGAUACCGGUUUUCCUGGGGCCAUUGGAUACGUAUCAGACGCCGGUAAAUAUAGAGGUGAAGAUGGACGUUACAAAGGUAUUAAUGAUGGCAAAUAUUAUCACGAUGAUUCGGGUAAAUAUGUUCACGUUGAAGGCCCAACCGGUCCGCCAGCACCUCCAUAUGUCCACAUUGUGGGACCCGAGGGCGGCUAUGGCGGUGAGGGCGGCAACGGCGGUAAUGGCGAUGGCGGCGGUGUAGGACCAGGCGGUCCCAACGGCCCUGGAGGACCCAAGGGACCUGGAGGCCCCAAUGGACCACCCGGACCCAACGGACCAAACGGCCCACCCGGACCACCUGGACCACCCGGACCUCCCGGACCCAAUGGACCUACUAGACCCGGACCUAAAGGACCUUUCGGACCUCCCGGCCCACCCGGACCUCAAGGACCAACCAGGCCAGGACCUUAUGGACCUCCCGGCCCACCCGGCCCCACACGCCCAGGACCUCCCGGCCCACCAGGACCACAACGCCCAGGACCUCCUGGACCACCGGGACCCUCUCGUCCUGGCCCACCCGGACCUGGCCGUCCAGGCCCACCCGGACCCGAUCGCCCAGGACCACCGGGUCCACCACCACCAAACAACAACGGCGUGCGCCCAACCACCGAUCCCAGGCAUUCGGACAAGGAUACGCCCGGAUACCUGCCGCCAGAUCAGCCCGGUAAAAUCUCGAACCCACCCCCACCAUCCUACUCACAAACCAUUCAGAUCGAACCGCCCACGAGGCAACCCGUGAUCAAUUUCAAACCCAAUUACGAACACAAUAAUGAUUAUGUGCAAAAGAAACCUCCCACAAUCACAAGCAAAACCACCGUGAAGCCACCACUAACCUAUAUUCCUCCUUCUAUCCCACAACCAAAACCACAAAAACCUCAACCCGCACCCGCACCACCUUCCCAACACCAUGUUCCCGUUCCCAAUGCUCCUGUUCCCGUUCCGCCAUUCCAAACGACAACGAUUGUACAGCCAAAGGUCCCGGCUAUCAUUAUUGAGAAGGAUAAUAAGCCACCAUUAACAGCCGGUAAUUUUGAUAUUCAUACAUAUCCACAGAGACCGCACAACGUUGAACCACACGCACCACCACCACCGCCCACUCCAGCGGUGGUGACACGAUACGAAACGACUCCACGAACGACACCCAGACCGACUGUCUAUCAACCAUCGACACCCAGACCGACUGCCUAUCAGCCAUCCACACCCAGACCGACUGCCUAUCAGCCAUCCACACCCAGACCCUUUGAAAAGGUCUCCAGUCCACCCAUACAAUACCAUACGCCACAGGUGCCAGAACAGCCACCGCCGUACAGACAACCCGUACAGCAGCAGACGACGACGACAAGACCGCAACAGUCAUAUGUUGUUGAACCAAAAGUAACGCCACGUCCCUCUCCACCAUUGCAUGUGCCUGCGUAUCCGAACAGCGGCGACACCUGUGUCUGCAACGAAAGGACGCACCACUCAUCGAAAACCACUCAAAGCACCCACUCCUCCACCACCACUAGUAACAACUAUCCCCAAAAUCCUGCCUCUGUUGACUUUAACAAACAAUUUUCCGGCUUCAAUGGACAAGCGAACUUUGGCAGCAUAAUCAAUGCCAUGUCACUCACACAAUUGCCCGUGAUACCCCAAGCGCCCGGGCAGCCGGCCUUCUAUCCGCCGGAUAAGAUACCCAAGGGUGCUGUCAUCGCUCUCAUGCCGGUGGUGAUCCUGCCACAGGAGUACUACUCAAAUUGCGAUGAGAAUUCCAUCUAUACAAGCGGCAAGGACCACAACAGCAUUAUCGAUCCCUUCCCACUGGGCGUGCAGCCAGCGGCCAUACCGAAUGCCUUUAGCCUGCAUUCGGUGUUCACGGGUGGCGCACCCAAGGAUCAGUGCAUGUGUCCUUGCUCAUGCACACAGAAUUUGCCCAGCAGAUUGCACAAGAAACGCGAGACAAGCGAAAAGGAGGCCACAGAGGUGAAGGCCGAGGCGGAGGUCAAAGCUGCUGCUGCCUCUGAGGAGGCAAAAGUUGAAAUUAAACCUGUUGCGGCUGCCUCUGAAGAGGUUAAAGUAGAGAUUCCAGUCGUUCCCGCUGCCUCUGAAGAGGUUAAAGUGGAGGCUAAUCCCAUAGCUGCUGCCUCUGAUGCAGUUAAAGAGGUUCUGCCAGUGCCCGCAGCCUCUGAGGAGGUUAAAGUAGAGGUUAAACCCGCUCCAGCUGCCUCUGAGGAAGCUAAAGUAGAGGUAAAGCCAGUGGCAGCCGCCUCUGAGGAGGCUAAAGUAGAGGUUCUGCCAGUAGCAGCCGCCUCUGAAGAGGUUAAAGUAGAGAUUAAACCGGUAACAGCCUCCACCGAAGAGCUCAAGCCAGCCGCCUCUGAGGAAUCUAAAGUUCUGGCUGAUCCACUGCCAAUUGAAAAGAUCAAGGAGACUAGCGACGACAAGAUCAAGGUUGAGACUACGAACUAAGACAACGGCCCUGACGCCCUGACGAUUGAAAA